Molecule: messenger RNA, 8052 nt
Organism: Leptidea sinapis
Lineage: Eukaryota; Metazoa; Arthropoda; Insecta; Lepidoptera; Pieridae
Gene: tws
Product: protein phosphatase PP2A 55 kDa regulatory subunit
Exons: 12
Coding region: 360-1850 (496 amino acids)
Biological process (GO): peptidyl-serine dephosphorylation
Cellular component (GO): protein phosphatase type 2A complex; cytosol
Molecular function (GO): protein phosphatase regulator activity; protein binding
Source: RefSeq, a predicted model, not a curated record
CCUAAGCACAGUUUACCAAAGGAAAUAAUAAAUUUUUAUUAAAAAAGACCUUACGUGCAUCGAACCCGCGACAGGUGCUCGAGUUUGUUAAAUAAUUAAAUGGUGAUUACAGACCAACCAAUGUCUACAGCUCUGUUAUCACAUUAGUUCAUCGUAUCGAGGCGUGCGUACGUGUGUUUGGUGGAAGAAUUUUUCCCGCGUUAAUUUGACAGACACAGAGUAGAUAAUAUAGAAAGAUAUAUACGAACAAUAGGUCCUAAGUGAUCUGUGAAAUAGUGGUCAGUGCCUUCAGUGUGAACUUGUGUAAAAUAAUCAUUAUAUUAUUUGAUACGGAGUAGGGAUAGAUAUGGUCUAAGAUAAUGGCGACGACAACAAUGGUUGUUUCUCCACUGGCAUCUCAAACUCCACCUAAGAAUAAGAGAAGAUUGUUUGCCGAAGCUCGCCAGAACAGCUUACAAAAGUUGAGCGUGAUCUUUGAUCAUGGUAACAAAAACAGCAAUGGUGGCGAAACGACAUGGUGUUUCAGCCAGGUAAAAGGCACCCUAGAAGAUGACGUCACCGAGGCCGACCUCAUAUCCUGCGUGGAGUUCAAUUACGAUGGUGAAUUGCUCGCGACGGGUGACAAGGGCGGCCGAGUUGUUAUUUUUCAGAGAGAUCCAGCGUCAAAGCAAUGUGUACCGAAGAAGGGGGAGUACAAUGUUUAUUCCACAUUUCAAUCACACGAGCCUGAGUUUGACUAUCUGAAGUCAUUAGAGAUUGAAGAGAAAAUUAACAAGAUAAGAUGGCUCAAAAGGAAAAAUCAGGCACACUUCUUGCUUUCCACUAAUGAUAAGACUAUUAAAUUAUGGAAGGUCUCAGAGCGUGACAAGCGCGUGACGGGGUACAACACCCGCGAGGAGGGCGGACGACCGCGCGACCCGGCGCGGGUCACUCAGCUGCGAGUACCCACCGUGCGACCCGCUGACCUCAUGGUGGAGGCCUCCCCCAGACGGAUAUUCGCGAAUGCACACACGUACCACAUAAAUUCAAUAUCGCUCAAUUCGGACCAGGAGACGUAUCUGUCUGCGGACGACCUGCGCAUCAACCUGUGGCACCUCGAGAUCACCGACCAGAGCUUCAACAUAGUGGACAUCAAGCCCGCUAACAUGGAGGAGCUAACUGAGGUGAUCACUGCAGCGGAGUUUCAUCCGACUGAAUGCAAUCUCUUUGUAUAUUCUAGUAGUAAGGGUACAAUAAGGCUAUGCGACAUGCGUGCGGCCGCCCUGUGCGACCGACACGCGAAGCUGUUCGAGGAGCCGGAGGACCCACAUGCCAGGUCCUUCUUCUCCGAGAUCAUAUCUUCUAUUAGUGAUGUCAAACUUAGCAACUCUGGCAGAUAUAUGAUGUCAAGAGAUUAUUUAGGAUUAAAAGUAUGGGACCUUAGAAUGGAAACCAAACCUGUAGAAACAUAUCCAGUACAUGAGUACCUCAGAUCAAAGCUGUGCUCACUGUAUGAGAACGACUGUAUAUUCGACAAGUUCGAGUGUUGUUGGAGUGGGGACGACCAGCGACUCAUGACCGGCUCAUACAAUGGAUUCUUUAGGAUAUUUGAACGAGGCGGUGGCGGCGGUGGCGGCGGCAGUCGUCGCGGCGAACUGACUCUGGAGGCGUCGCGGGAGGCCGCCAGCCGGCCGCGACAACCGCUGAGAGUGCGGCGCGUGGCCACCACCACCAAGAGGAAGAAGGAUGAAAUAAGUGUGGACUGUUUGGACUUCAACAAGAAGAUCCUUCACACCGCCUGGCACCCGCACGAGAGUAUCAUCGCCGUGGCCGCCACCAACAAUCUCUUCAUCUUCCAGGACAAGUUCUAGCACAUCAACUAUAUGCUCAUCACCGACAGCUCAUCACCUACCUGUAUUGAGUAUGAUCACGUUGAUUGAGGUGAUUAAGGUUAAGAUUCAGUUUACAAUACAUACACAAGCGAUCUAAAAUAAGGACUUUUUACCAUUGUUUACUGGCUUCAUUGUUGAUUAACCACUAAGUUUUGAACACAAACUUACAAAAUACAUUGAUUUUAAAUAGAGAGUUAAUAAAUAUACAAAUUAAAUUUGUAACUAAAAUUUAUGAACGAUACCAAUUAUGUAAGAGCACUCGGACAGAACCGUAGAGGUUAGGGGUUUGAGUCCUGCAUUGUUCAUAAAUUUUGGUAACAAUUUGUAUAAUUCAUCCCAGAAUUAUCACUUUACGAAUACCAAAUUUUUUAGAGUUAAUUCAAUUAUUAGAAUUAGUUGCUUCCACAAUAUUUGUUUUUCUAAAUACGAGGUUUGUGAGUUUACAAAAAAAUCCAUUAAGUCGUAAAUAGGGACCGGAUACUUUGAUGUGUUGAAUAAUUUUUGAGAUUUUAUAGUUUUUAGUUAUCAAGUAGAUCCCACCGCUGUUAUAACACAAAUUGGAUUUUAAUUAAAAUAUAUAAUUAGCUAACCGUUUGAGUUGCCUCAGUUGGUAAGAGCUCUAUCGGACCCGAGAGGUCGCGGGUUCGAGUCCCACAUCGUUCAUAAAUUUUGGUUACAAUUUGUAUAGUUAACCAGAAGUGAGGGAUGAUAUCAAUUUUAAAAUAACAUAUUGUUUAACUGAAUUUGUUUGUGAUUUCCUCCGAUAUCUGUCUGACUGACGGCUAAUGAGAAAACAUCAGAAUUAUUUCUAAAAUUAAUGCUUCAAUAAAUCAAGUUGUGUAAUAGAAUUGUUGUGUUCAAGACUUACGUAGUUACAUCCAAUGAUUUGAAUAUGUACCUAUACUUUGUUGUUUUAGCAAGCUUUUAAAAUUCACUCCAAUUUAGUUUAGAUCUUUCAUUAAAUUAUUACAUUUCUGCUAGUAGAAUUUUUCAUGCAGAUUGAAUAAGUUAUUAAACAAAUCCUAACUUUCGAAUAUUGUGAGAUUAGAAAUUAAUUGAAUUUACUGGAGUGAUUUCUGGUAUUGUAAAAACUAGCUCAGAUUAUAAUUGUGAAUCCCAAACAAUAGGGUAAUAUGCAUAUAAUUUAAAUAUAUUUUCAAAUUUUUAAUAUACUUUAGAAUGCCUACAGUAAUCAAUAUUUUUUAGAAUGAUAUUAUUUUUUAAAAGUUCUGGGAUACAACAUUUUACAAACAAUGUCGAAGACAUAUCUUAACAGCUAACUUGAAUUAUUUCUGCGGUAAAUAUUUUUUAUUCUUAUAAAGCGAUUAAACUUAUAUAUGCAUAUUACCCAUUACUAUUAAAACAUCGGUUUAUACUGAUUGUUACUGUUUUAUGGGCAAAUAAUUCCAGUUCAAAUCAGGAAUGCAAACUGAGUGUUCCGUUAGCCGUUGCCAUAAAAAUUUAAAGUGAAGCUUUCUUAUUCCCUAUUAAAGCUGGAAAUAUAGGCUUUUCCAAAUUUAAAAAAAAAAAAACUAGAAAUGUCAUGAGUGACUCGUUUUGAUCCAGUUAGUACAUCCAUUCUAUCCUUGUCGCAGUUAUUUUUGUUCUCAAUAAUAUUUCAAACCUAUAAUCUAUUGCUGUCUCUUUUUGUCAGUUGAUGUCACAGCUGGUUAAGUUUAGUCAAGUUAAUCCUCGCAAGUUGCGUCUUGCUAUUCAUACAAUACAUAUUACCAUUUUUUCCCUAAUAAUCCAUUGAAAUGAACGUCUUUAUAAGAUUUAAUGAUUAGUUUAAAAGGGUCCUUAUAAUAAAAUUUGUGGAUAAUUUAAACAGUUCGUAAUAAUUAUCUAUAAAUAUUUAAUCAAAAACCAGACAGCAAAUAGGCUAGCAUUCUAUAAAACUAACCAACGUAGAGUACAUAUUGCCCACAUUAAUAAUAAAUUUUUGUACAUUUUGCGUCCAAGCCGUGCCCAGAAAUGGUCGUAGAAACAUGCUUUAAUGUAGUUUUAAUGAUUCAUAGAAUGAUAUUAUAUCCGAUAUUGACUGAUUGAAGAACGAAUCGUAUCUCAACUAUAUAAUAAAAGUGUAAUUUUGCUAAGCACGAAUAUAAUAUUUUUAUACCUCAAUCUAAGCACUAUAAUGGGUUAGCUAUGGGAUUUUAUCUAUAUCAACCAAAUUAAAAUACAUUUGAUAGCAGAUUUGGUGAUCUUAAGUGUAUUCAAAGUUUUGUUUGCCAUUUUUUUUUACAAGUGACGGUAGUUUUAAAAGUAUUUCUUUCACAAAAGACUGAGUUACGCCGUACAACGCCUUUGAAUGGAGUAUUUUAGAUAAUUCCCAAAAAUAUCACUGCGCGUAUCUUAUUUAUUUUGAAAAAUAACGUUUACAUCAAAAUAUUGAAUGGCCAAAGACACAAAAAAACAACAACAAAACCACGUUAUCAAUAGAAUUUCAAACAUUUUUAAAUAUUAUUAUAUUUGAAUUGUAACGGUUUUGUAUGCCCAGUGCAAGUUAGUCAUACUUAACAUUUCCUCUCUUAAAUUUUUUGGCAGGUAUUUUCAUUUACCUUUUAGUGUCAAAUAAACGUCGUAUGAAUUUCAAAACUUCAAAAACAAAGCAGUGUUAGCACGAAAAUAUCAUGACAUGACGGUUACUAGGGUAAUGAAACUGCAAACCGUACUGACGCAACAGGACGAGCGAGGUCAGCGAGAUAAUGUGGCCGUGUAGUAUAUUUUGCGAUAUGUUUCCAUGGCUACUAAAGCACUUAUACAAACGAUUGUACACCUAAUUCUAUAAAAUCAAUAAGUUACCGAAUAUCGACUAUGUUGCGGGCUUUGGAUGAACAUUUUAUGUGUUGGCACUGUUGCAAGCGUCGUGACAGAGAGUUGACUGGCUAAAUAAACGCUAAAUAAAUGAUUUGAUUUGAUUUAUCAUUAUUGUGGAAACUAAGUAUAUGACUAAAAUUGAGUUACUGUUUAAAUUCGUAUGACAGGCGCAUACACAUGAUUCGAUUUUUUAUUGAAAAAUAAUAAAAAAAAUGAAUAUGCAUAUAUAUAUGCCUUAUAAAGCGUUGUACGGCAGAAUUUUGUCAUAAACACCUAUAAAUACACUUCUUGUUAAAUAUAGAGGAUAACAUGAUGGUAUUUUGAAAAUGUAUUAUGAUUGGGUCUGGGAUGUGGUAUCUAAUGGUGUAUGUAUGAUGGUACAUAUCCUUACACUAUUAUUGUAGUAAGUUUAAUUCAAUAAAGUUCAGAAUGCAUAUUUUGUCUACUUUAUGAAAUAGCUAGUUAACUUCAAAACUUUAAAUAAUUCACAGAUGAAUCCAGACGUGUCGCGACAAUAUGGCCGCAGCAUAAGUUAAAACUAUUUUGUAAACAAAAUCUUUAAGUAUUGGUUACUAUACAUGCAUUAACGGUGAAUUUGCUAAAUAAAUAGUGUGAAUAUAGAUAUGUCACUUCACACUAUACUGGAGUGAGAUAAGUUUAUUUUACUUCAUGUUGCUGAAAAACCAUGCUAUAAAAAUCAUUGGAAUUAUUACUUCAGACAGUUUGGAUAUUUACCAUCAUCUUUGUGUAGAGUGGAAAACCAUAGUUUAAAAAUACUAUUGUUAUAACUUUUUAACGUCACAGAAUAUGUAUACUAAGCCGAGAUUAGCUAGAAAUAUUGUAAUACAAUUUUAAGCCGAUAAGGAACGUAUCACAUAAGCGUAUCAUAAACCUAAUUGAGCUUAUCUCUUUCACUCGUAAGAGAGGAUUAAGAGAGAUAAGUUUGUCUAUGAAUAUAUUAUGUUGGUUGUUUUCUCUUUGACGAGAGUUCGAAACUAUUUGUGGUGAUUUAUAAAUGAAUUCGGUUUUUUGUUUGUUUUAACAGUGAGCUGUUUUAGAAUCCAAAACGUUUUUUAGUUCGCUACGUCUUUUGGCUUGACGUCAUUAUAUUUAAUAGUUAAAUGAUGUUUUCGUGCCUUCAGUCGUAUUAGUAUCGUUGUUACACGCGUACAAAGCGCUUAAUACAAAGGACCGACGACGUUUUAUUGCUCCGGCUCGAGAGCCAAACACGUGGAACCGAUUUGGGUCCGUGAAAUUCCUAAAUACGAGGACCGGUUCGCGCGCUUUCAGAGCAUCGUGCGGUCCUACCCGAAAAGAAACCCCUUCUUGGGAACGCCGUUCCCUAUCUUUGCUCCUUCCAGUUGCCGAUUUGACCCACAUUUUAUUAAUCACACUUUAGUUUUGUGCCUCGAAAUAGUGGUGGUUUACUAAUCCUGUGUGAAAAGUGCCCUACAGUCUCAUUGACUGACGCAGUACGGUUUCAUAGGAGUAGUUGCAUUACGACGCAGAUGAUAUCAAAUAACCAAUACCAAAAAAAAGUAACUCGUAUAUAAAACUGUUUUCCCGAUCAAAUAUAAUCGGCAGCUGCCAACUUUCAUAAAACGUAACCUCGCUUUUACAAAAGCUACCUUUACGAUGAAUAUCAUUAAAUUCUGAAUUUUAUCUUACAGAAGUGCUAAAUUUCCAAUGUUUAUGGCGAGGGCGUGAUGUUAUUACGUCAUACGGGCCGUUUGAUAUAUUAAUAUGAUGCGAAAACGAAAAUGAUGGUAAUUGAAAUGAUGUUUUGGGUUCUAGAAUGUCUCGCAACGUAUACGUAACAGUGAACUGUCGACGCAGGUCCCGUGCCUUAUCGCUACUAGUUAUUUGUUAGUUGUUUUAUUUAUUGCUUUCUAUUUUAAAUAUUGUGUAACGAUUUUUUGUUAUUUUUAGGGAUUUUAGUGCUACCCUCUUCUGUCGAACGUUUCCAUUAAGUAUAAUUUGAGGGUAGAAUGAUAAAUUUGUUGUUUUAUGUAAGAGUUAGAUGCAUAGUUACUCGAACAAAUUAAACAUUCGUACUCUGGGAUUGAUUGGGCAUAUUUACUUAUUAUACGAUAUAACCAUCUCGUUGUGAUUUCAUUAAUUUUGUAACUUAACAUAGUUGUAGUUUGAGAAUUUAAAAAAAUGUAAAUAAGCGAUCGGUUGGUUGGUUGGUUGAUUAAAGGCCUGCAGUAAUCGUCACAAUUUGUAUUAUUGAAUGUACAGUUAAUUAUUAUACAAGUUUGUACUCGUUGAAAAUUAUGUUCUUCGGUAUUCAUUAUGAAUUUUUAAGUCCUUUUUUUGUAUAAUUUUAAGAUUAGUCGCGUGAUUGGACGCCGUGUGUGCGCGGUGCGUCGCGACGCGUGUAGCGCGCGCGAUGCGUUUCGAUCGUUUUGUAAUUUAGUUUUUAUUUUCUAGUUCAGUGAGGGCGCACAAUCAAUUCCUAGCGCCUGGCUUGAUUGCUGCUACGAAUAUAGUGAUAUACGUGUGAUAAUUUACGUGAAACAUUAUUAAUUAUGCAUUCGCAGCCGUUGUAUUGCUUUGAAAGCAAUGACAGGAAUUGAAUGUGACUCCCGUGUAAAAGUAACGUGAGUUUGUGGAUCAGAGUGGACGUGUGCCUGCGAUGCAUGUUAGUGUAAGUCUAGGUAUAGUUAGGCGAAAAUUGUGAAUGGCGAAAUGUUAUUAUUCUCUCGCAUGGCAUAUUGUAAACUUAUAAAAGUCCGACGAAAAAUUGGCUCUAAGAAAUGGACAUUUCUCCCAUGGCAAUGUAAUACCAAUUAGAGGCAAAUCUUGACUAACUAUACUAUUAUAAUUCUGCAUUUGAAGCAAAGUUUUAGAUUUUUAUACGGAAUUGUUACAGUGUUGUUUAAAUAAAAUUUCAUGGGCCAAGUGAACAAGGUGAAUUCUAAACUGUAGUACAAUAUGAAAGCAUGUCGUGUCUUAUUGUUGAAGGAACAACUCGGCAGUUGUUUGACGUACGUUUAAUUUGGUUUUAUCAUUGCUUUGUGUCUUUUAAAUGUAUAUGAACACUCGCAAAAGUGCCUAUAAACACAGUUAUUAAUUAAUUUGAUUAUAUGCAUAGUUACUUCACUUGGUCUGUGAAAAUAAUGUCGGAAUGUGCCGUAUUUAUGUGAUAUAAUGAGUAUUAUUACUCGUUUGUAGACAACGAAUCAUUGUGAGCGCGCGAGACCUCUAUGAAUACGUUCAAUAUCGCGAUGCGCUCUUGUUUGAAAUACGUUCAAUUAACAGUCUCGAUCCUGCUGUGUGCUCUCAAAGUAAUAGUAAUGGACGAAUGAAAACUAUCAUUGUAAUAAAAACAUUCUGCAGAAUAAAAGUAUCAAAAUUG